AUGCAGGAGAAAUUGGUGAAACCUGAGGAGAUGGCGAAGGAGGAAGGCAUGGAGGAUCUACGAAACAGACUUUCCGAAGUGGAAGCCGAGAGAGACAGGCUACGAGACGAGCUUCAGGUCAUGAAAAUGGUGGCCGAACACGCCAACAACCGCCUCACCGAAUCCAUGACCACCGGCAGGGUCGCCGACGUGUUCUCCGAGCUGAAUCACGCCGUCGAGGCACUCACCAUCUCCAGCGAGGACCUCAAGAUCAAGGAGAAGAUGAUCCAAUCGCUGACCGCGGAGGUCGUGAAUUCGAAAGAGUCUCAGGCCAAACUGGUCGACGAUUUGGGGAAGGCCAAAUCUACGGAGGUCGAGAGCCUGGACAAGUUAUCCAAGAUCAGCAGGAGAGCCGCCGAAUUGGAAUCCGAAUUGGAGAAAUUGAAGCAAUCCGAGACCAAAAUGAUCGAGUCGCUGAUGGAGCAGACGAAGCAGUUCGAGAAGGUGAAGAUCGAGCUCGAGGAAUCGAAGCUGGAAGCCGAGAACCUCCGCGAGAGGCUGGAUCGAUUGGAAGCCAAGGAAGAGAGCGAGAGCCAGCACAUCGAUUACGGGAUAUCCAGAUCGCCGUCGGAGGAGCAAUUGAGCGAUCUGAAGGUGGAGCUUCAGGCGGCGAAGGAGAGCCUGGCUCGGGCACACAAGGCGGAGACCGCGGCAGCGAUGAAGAGCUACGGUUUAGUGGAGGAAAACGAGUCGCUGAAGAUUCAGCUGAGGAAGGCGACGGAGGCAGAGGAGAACAGCAAGAUCGCCUUGGAUGAUUUGGCUAUGGCGCUGAAGGAAGUUAUUAUGGAGUCGAAAGCGGCGAGGGAGAAGCUGAUCGGGACGCAAGGCGAGCUGGAGCACUACCGGAGGGAGGCGGAGGACUCGCGGGAGCGGGUGAGGAGCGCGGAGGAGCGGCAGAGGGCGAGGAUCGAGGAGGCGAGGAGGGAGGCGGAGCAGUACCGGAACGCGGCGGAGAGGCUGCGGCUGGACGCGGAGGAAUCGGUGAGCGCGUGGAGUGUGAAGGAGAAAGGGUUUGUGGAGUGCAUACGGAAGGCGGAGGCGGAGAGGGACGCGGCGGUGAAGGAGAAUCGGCGAUUGGAGGAACUGAUGGCGGAGGGAGAGAAUGCAGGGAAGGCAACCAAACAGGAGGCGCAGAAUCUGAGGGAUAUAAUGAAGCAGGCGCUGAACGAGGCCACGGCGGCGAAGGAAUCUGCCGCAAUCGCUCAAUCGGAGAAUUCUCAAUUGAAAGACGCGUUGAACGAGAAGGACGAUGCGCUGGUCUUCAUUACCAAGGAGAACGAGAGCCUUAGGGCGAACGAGGCGGCGGCGCAGGAGAAGAUCAAAGAAUUGAAGCAGAAAUUGGCCGAAUCGGCAGCCGGGAAAACCGGGAAAGAGGGGAAAGUAGAAGAAAAGGAUCAUAAAGAGAAGGAAGGGGGAGGGGAUCAUCAUCAGAAAAAUCAGAAGUCUCACGGCGGCGCAGGAGGAGGAGGGGGAAGUGAAUCGGCGACGACGACGUCAGCGGCGCCACCGAAAGAGCACGCGAGGAAGCUGAGCAGCGCGUUCAGUUUCAACCUGAGGGAGCUGAUAAUUCCGAGCAAGGCGGCGAAAGAGGCGGCGGAGGAGCAGGAAAAGAAGGAUCACCACGAGAACGAGGAGUUCGAGGACGCGGAGGAUUUCGAUCCGUUGAAGGGAUCGAUCUUCGACGUCGUGGAAUCGCCGCCGGCACCGCAACCGGCGGCGCCGAAGCAUCAGAGGAAGAAAUCUUUCACGUUCUCGGAGCCGGAGCACGAGGCGGCGGCACCGGCGGACGAGUUCGAGCAUCUGGAAGGGGACGAUCUGGACGGCGACAAGAACAAUCCGAGGAAGAAGAGGGCAUUGCUGAGGAGAUUCGGGGAGAUGAUAACGAGGAGGAGAGGGUAUCACCGGAAGGAACCGUCGAUGGGCGGUGGGGGAGAAGGGCAUAAGAGGGAGCCGUCGUUGGGCGGCGGCGGAUUGGAUGGGUUGAAGAAAGAGCUGUCGCUGGGCAGUGAAGGUCAGAAGAAGGAGACACCCGGCGGCGGGGAAGGUCACAAGAGGGAAAUGUCGCCGGCAUUGGAGGAUUUUUGA
Messenger RNA from Linum tenue, 2124 nucleotides. Lineage: Eukaryota; Viridiplantae; Streptophyta; Magnoliopsida; Malpighiales; Linaceae. The record is from the annotation of a GenBank genome assembly.